UCGUCCUUGUGUUUUUCGGUGAUGAAAGGUGGAUUUGCACAAAAAGACGCAAACCGAACGACGAAUGUUAGAAUCGAAAGAGGAUAAACGGAGAAGAUCGGGCUUGUUUCCAGCUACAGCCAGCAGGGCAACGAGACGAGCUAACUGAAUGGAAAUUUGAGCUCCAGCUGAUAGAUGUUUUUUUGACUGCUCCUCAUCGUAUAUGGAUUAUCCCUUUUCGCCCUGGUUCCGGAUCGGGAUGUGGACCCGGACUACUGCUGGAUGAGAGGCAAUUAACUGUUAUCAUCUGAACAUAUCAUGACUUUGUCAACUAACAUUGUGCUGAAUUUGUGCCAAAUUCUCGUGAAAGGAUGAACCAUUUAGUGAACUGCAGACCACGACGACAGUAGCUUUAGUGCGACACAUCAUAUCUCCAUCUGGACUCACCGUAGCGUAUGUAGUGUCCCUCUAAUGGUUCCCGAAUGGAAUGCCAUGUUGCACUAGUGCUGCAUCUCCAUUCCGGUGCAAUGUUGUCGUUUCCUCGCAACUGAACAGCUGCCACCACAACCAUUGGUUCAGGGUUACUUCGAUUGAACAACUGAGUGGCGAGUAACAACUGUCAACAGCAUGUUUGCAACGAUGAUGAUACUUCCUUACUGUGUCAGCUGGUCCCAUGGAAACCAUGGGAAAACCGGGAAAACGGAGUGAAUGCGAUUGUUGUAGUAGGCUACCAGAACCAGGGUGUUGGGUUGGGAUGGGGGUAGAGCUGUGUGUGAAAUUCAUAUGCAUCUAAUCCUAUUGAUGUCAUGUACCGCAUGGUUCUUUCGCAUGAAAUCAAAUCGACAGCGUCCGAGCAGCAUUGGAAUGAUAUCCUGUGCACUGGAAUCGGAUGCUGGUGAAUAAAUCUGUCGUUUGUGGUUUGUGCAGGGGUUGGGAUUUUGUGGUGUACGCGUAUCAGCUAAUUCGGUUUCGACUUCAACCAACAACAGUGAACCGCCCUAAUCCAUUUCAUGCGUUUCUGCACACAGAUAAAUUCCACCGUUCGAUCCACAUAAUGAAUCACGCGAGUGUCAACGCCGCCGAUAAAACGAGCGUUCCCAUGAUGACGACAACUAGCGCAACCGUUGCGAGCGCUAUCAUCGCAGCAGCACGAUAAAAGUCAAAUUCCGGGUGAUCCAGUGUCCAAACAUAACCUCGGUUAAAGCUACCACGGAAGCGUGACGACAGUGCAUGCCUGCGGGCUCAAGUGCAACACAGUAGUUUUUGCCAGAGUUUCCAGAAUCGAGCCGAGCGGUGGUGGUGCCAGGGAAUCGCUCGAUGUGCACCACCAGCUGAUCAAACAUAACCUCCAAACUGCAGGCGGUUAAAACUGGAGCGCAAGCAUCGACGUGAGUGUGCGGAGCAAAAAAAACGAAGAUUUUUAGUUUCAGUGUGUGUGUUGUGUGUGUGAAGAUAAAUAUUUCCCAAAACAAACAUGUCGCUCACGGUGCGGAUCAACAAAUUUCAACUCCCGAAGGCGAAAACCAACCUGCUCGGGCGGGUGGAGUUCCGGGGCGUGGCCCACACAACCACCGAACUGAACUGCAGCACCGAGUUUGUGGAUGUUAAUCAGAGCUUCAUAUGGCCGCUGGCGCGACCGGCCGACGAGGACGAAACGGUGAUUGUCGAGCUGCGCCAGCAGACGACCAAAAUUCUGCUGAAAACCGGCAUCGGCGGAUCGGCGACCAGCCGGGGGGGAAGCCGCGGUACCAUCACCAGCAGCACCAAAAUCAUCGGCCGGUACGUGAUGCUGAUGCAAGGUCUCCUCCGCGAGGGUCGCCUCCACGUGCAGGACCGUCUGGUAGACUUGUCGAACAAGCCAAUUGACGCCUAUGUCAGCUUCGACGUAAGCUACCAGAGCCCGGACGAUGAAGCCGGCAACUUCGACUCCUCGCACGUGGUCCGAACCUUGCGCCAGCAAUCCGGAAGCAGUAUCGACGACGACCAGCAGAUGCUUCUGGACAUCGAGCAGAACAUUGCGAACCUGGAAAAGAGUAUGACGCAAGGUGAGGGGGGUAGUUCUGCUCAACCCGGCCGAAGUUCCUUCUCUGGAACUGGUGGUGGAGGAGGGGCUAGCGCAGGUGGAGGAGGCGGUGGCAGCAGCAGCAAACCAAACAUCAUCAAGAGGGUCAUGUCCUCUGGAUCUACGUCGCUGCACGAGAAGAGUCAAUACCCGGCGGUCAAGUACGAUAGGGCUUCCUCAGGCAACGAAUCCUCCCAAGCCAAACCGGCCAAGUCCAUCUCGGACAAGAAGGUGACCCUGCGGACGGUGCGGAACUUCAUACGGCUCGGACGAUCGAGGCAUCCAUCGAGGGAGAGUCGAGACAGUAGCACCGAGGAUGAAGGUAGAUCGCUGAUCACCGACUCGGAGGAUGCUCUGGCAGCUGCCGGAGGUGGUCCAACCAGUAUGGGUCAGUUGAGCAGUAGCCAUGGUAACGAUCUGUCCACGACGGCCGUGACGAGUCCAAGUACGGCCGGAGGAACUGCGCCGCCGGGAUACGAGAACUUGUCGCAGGCCUGCAGUACCCACUCGAAUGCGUCCAGCGACGGGGACGAGAACACCAACAACGAGAAGCUGAAGAAGAUCAAGAACUUGGCCAAGUGCAACGACCAUCUUAAAUCACAGGACUUCCAGGUGUGCGUGACGAUCAUUGAAGCGAGGCAGCUGCCCGGUCUAAACAUGGAUCCAGUCGUGUGCAUCCAAGUAGGCGAUCAGAAGAAGUACACUAGCGUGAAGGAAAGCACCAACUGUCCUUACUACAACGAGUAUUUUGUUUUCGAUUUCCACAUGCCUCCGGUGAUGCUGUUUGACAAAAUCAUUACGUUAUCUGUUCUUCAAAAUCGAGGUGUUUUCCAAACGAACAAACUCGUCGGAUCGUUCAAACUGGACGUGGCAACGCUUUGGCAUCAGAAAGACCACCAAUUCUAUCACAAGUGGGCUCUGCUGACCGACCCGGAAGACUUCGUUUCCGGUCCUAAGGGGUACCUCAAGUGUGAUGUCGGCAUCAUCGGCAAGGGCGACACGGUCAAAGUUCCUCCCAAGUCCGAGAAGGACCCGGAUGACAUUGAGGCGAAUCUACUGCUGCCGGACGGCGUUCCCAUCGAACGGCAACGGGCCAAGUUCAUCGUGAAGAUCUACCGGGCCGAUGGCCUUCCACGGAUGAACUCCUCGCUGAUGGCGAACGUCAAGCGGGCGUUCACCGGAGAGGCCAAGGACUUGGUGAAUCCGUACGUGCAGGUGUCCUUCGCCGGGUUGACCGGCAAAACCACCGUCAAGAAGGCCUCCUACAGUCCGGUGUGGAACGAGCAGUUGGUGUUCACGGAGAUGUUCCCGCCGCUGUGCCAACGGAUCAAGGUGCAACUGCGGGACGCGGACCCCAUGAAACCGUCGAUCAUCGGUACGCACUACAUCGACCUGAAGCAGAUUUCCAACGAUGGCGAGAAAGGAUUCCUGCCGACGUACGGGCCGUCGUUCGUUCAUCUGUACGGUUCAACGAGGGACUACAACCUGCUGGAUCAGCACUCGAACCUGAAUACGGGCCUGGGUGAGGGGGUGAGCUACAGGGCACGACUGCUGAUCGCCAUCCGGACCGAGAUCACCGACAAUGUGGAGCUGUUCACCGAUAAGAAUGUCGACCUGGAAUCCACCCUGCCCAUCUCGGAGUCGUCCUACUGCAAGAACGACGACUUCUUCCUAUUCGGCACCGUUCUGGAAGCGUCCAUGAUCGACCGGAAGGUCAGCGACCGGCCGGUUUUCUUCGAGCUGAGCAUGGGCAAUGCGGGCAACUCACUGGACGGCCACAACGAGAGUGCAACGAUCAUGAACGACGAUGACGAGCUGGAAACGGUGGACACAACCUCGUACAGCAGUACUACAAGUGCCUCGAAACCGUCCACGCACGACAAAAGUCACUUCUUCCUGCCGUACUGGGACAUGAAACCGUGCAUGGACGUACGCUGUUCGUUUCCGGACCUGCGCAGGCGCAUGUACAACAGCAACAUGAUAGCGAAGAUCACCGAGCGAAUGGAGAUCGGACUGGCGGAGACGAACCUGCUCAUAGAGGAUGAAGAUCCCACGGCGGAGGUGAAGCUACGGGCAGUGCUGGAAGAGGUGGCAACGAGUUGUAACCAGUACCUCCAGAUUACGAAGGGGGCGUUGGUUGGACCGGGGACGGGUAAGACAAAGCUGGAUAAGGAGAGAAUGAAGCUGUGUCAGCGAGAGGUUGAGUCAAUAGGGAAUAUGUCCAGGAAUCUACGGGCGCUGGUGACUAAAAGCUCGAUGAAGGAACGGUACAAAACCGCACAUAGCUAUUUGAACAAACUGAAGUUCUUGAUAGAUGAUCCGCAGCAUGCGUUGCCGGAUGUGUUCAUCUGGAUGGUGGCAAAUGGGAAGCGGGUAGCGUAUCAUAGGAUCAGUGCCAGAGAUUUGAUCUACUCCACGACGGAAGAGGAAACAGGAAUUUACUGCGGAAAGGUGCAGACGAUCUUUUUGAAACUGCCGGGCAAACAAGCGGAAGGUCCAGCAGGGUGGCAAGUGAGGGCAAAGUUGCACAUCUACCUCUGGUUAGGAGUGUUGAAGCACAAGAAGUCAUUCUACGCAGGAUUACCUCGAGGGUACGAGUUAUGCUACGAAUUUAAGAACUCCGACAAGCCGAAUGUUCCGGCUCCAACGGCUGUCCGCUAUGUGGAUAAUCACGUGUUCCAGCUUCGGGCGCAUGUCUAUCAGGCGCGAUCGUUGAUCGGGUCGGAUGCGUCUGGUUUGAGCGAUCCGUUCGCAAUCGUGUACAUGACUGAGCACUCGAGAACUACGCAAGUGAUUGAAGAGACGCUGAGUCCAACGUGGGACGAGCUUUUGGUGUUCGACGAAAUUGUGAUCUACGGUGCAAAGGAUGAGAUUAGGAAGGACCCGCCAACGAUUGUGAUAGACAUCUAUGACCAGGACAAAGUUGGUAAGUCUGAGUUCAUCGGAAGGGCAUUGGCGAAGCCAAGGAUCAAACUGAAAGAAAAUCACUACUCGAACCCGGUGCUGGAGUGGUUUGAGAUCACCAGAGGACUAGACAAUGCUGGUGAACUUUUGGCGGCCUUUGAAAUGUUGGAACUAGGAUCGGUCGAUAUCCCAAGGCUGGCAGAGCCGCAGUGCGUAGCAACGGAGACCCGAGUAGACAAGCCUGGCCCACCACCAAUGGCCAUUAUUCCGGUUCCGAGAGAGGUGCGACCAAACCUAGCUCGGUUCCGUAUUGAAGUUCUGUUCUGGGGUUUGCGGGAUCUGAAGCGAGUACAUUUCAUGACGGUGGACAAACCACGGAUAGACAUCGAAUGUUCUGGGAAAAUACUCAACUCUAGCAUCAUCCAGAACGCCAAAAAGAACCCGAACUUUGCCAACAUGGUCAAGUCGUUUGAUUUGGAACUUCCAGUUGAAGAACGAUACGCUCCUCCUAUUACGGUUCGUGCCGUGGAUUGCCGAUCCUUCGGACGAUACACCCUCGUGGGAACCCACCAAAUAACAUCCAUUCACAAGUACAUGCAUCGAUCACUACCGAGGGACGAUACGAGGCGCGUGAAUCAGAACGGCCAGAUAAUUCUGUCGAAGCACAAGGACCUAGUAGGUAACAAUACGACAAUGCCCAACGACAGUUCAAUGAUGAAGUCGAUCUCCGGUGACAACCUCACGCUGUACGGAGCAGCUUGUGUAAGCAAGGUGGCUAAGCACAAGAAGACAAAGCGGAAACUGGAACAUGACGACACCUUCGACGCGGAGGACGAUGACGAAUCAAGCAAAGACUGGUGGACCAAGUACUUUCUGUCGUACGAGCGACUGAUUGAAGCCUCGAAGCCUGCGACGAGUUCCCGGGCGCUUGAAAACCACAUACCAGCUGCGGAUGGUGGCAAGAAACUAGGUGUCAAGACGUCGAAACUGGUGUCCAAACUCAGUCCAAAAUCAACGCCCAAGAAGACCGCCAGUUCGAACACUGCCACGUGUCACAUCUAUCCGACCGAGCUGGAAUCCCUGCCGGAGUACAACAACUUCAAGGAGUGGCUUCUGUCCUUCCCGCUGUAUCGUGGCAAGAAAACCGGCGACAGCACGGAGGAUGAAAACCGAAUAGUUGGCUUCUUCAAGGGAGCGAUCAAGGUAUUCAGGCUGCCGAUAGACAAAAGCAUGGAUCCCGCGUUUGCCCCAACACUUCCGCUGAACGACCCGAUCCACGUCCUGGUUCGGGUCUACAUCGUCAAAGCUACCGACCUGCACCCGAUGGAUUUGAACGGUAAGGCCGAUCCGUACGUAGUGCUCCAGCUGGGCAGCAAACGGGUAUCCGACAAGGAGAACUACGUCAGCAAGCAGCUGAACCCGGUGUUCGGAAAGUGCUUCGAAAUUGAGGCGACCUUCCCGCAGGACUCGAUGCUGACGGUGCAGAUCUUCGACUGGGACUUGGUCGGGGCGGACGACCUGAUCGGGGAGACGAAGAUCGACCUGGAGAACCGGUUCUACAGCAAGCAUCGGGCGAUGUGCGGCAUUGCCGCGCGUUACGAAGAUGCCGGGUACAACCAGUGGCGCGACCCGAUGAAGCCGACGCAGAUCCUCACCAAGCUGUGCAAGGAGAACAAGCUGGAACCGCCACAGUAUCAGCAAGAUAGGGUGUCGAUCGGGCGCUACUGCUUCACCUUCACCCACGAGGAGAUCCAGACGUGGAAUCAACCGACGACCUGCAAGUUCCGGGACGAGCAUCUGGCGCUGGCCGUUCUACACCGGUGGGAUGAAGUUCCUCGAGUUGGAUGCAAGAUCGUUCCGGAGCACAUCGAGUCGCGGUCGUUGUACAGCACUGACAAACCGGGCAUCGAACAGGGCAAGCUGGAGAUGUGGGUCGACAUGUUCCCUAUGGAUAUGCCUCUGCCAGGACCUCCGGUCGAUAUAUCACCUCGGAAACCCAAGUCCUAUGAGUUGCGGGUGGUGAUCUGGAACACGGAUGACGUGGUUUUGGAAGACGACGCGUUCUUCACCGGUGAGAAGAUGUCCGACAUCUAUGUGAAAGGGUGGCUCAAAGGUCCACAGGACAUUCAGGCGACGGACAUCCACUACCGCUCCCUCACCGGCGAAGGCAACUUCAACUGGCGGUUCAUCUACCCGUUCGAGUACUUGGCGGCGGAAGAGCGGAUCGUCCUAUCCCGGAAAGAAUCGCUCUUCAGCUGGGACGAAACCGAAGUGAAGAUCCCGGCCCGUCUAGAACUGCAAGUCUGGGACGCCGAUCACUUCUCCGCCGAUGACUUCCUGGGAGCCAUCUCCCUAAAUCUGAACCGCUUCCCUCGGGGUGCCAAGUCGUCCAAACUGUGCACCCUGGACAUGCUCAAAACGGACAACGUGCCGACGGUGAACAUCUUCAAGCAGAAGCGGGUCCGCGGCUGGUGGCCGUUCUUCAUCAAGAAGGAGAACGACGAGAUGGAGUUGACCGGGAAGGUCGAGGCGGAGAUUCACCUGCUGACGAAGGACGAGGCGGAAAAGAAUCCGGCCGGGUACGGACGCAAUGAGCCGGAUCCGCUGGAGAAGCCGAACCGACCGGAUGCGUCCUUCAUGUGGUUCCUGAAUCCGCUCAAAUCGAUCCGGUACAUCAUCUGGCACAACUACAAGUGGCGCAUCAUCAAGGGCCUCAUCAUCAUCGGGCUGGCCAUCCUGUUACUGCUGUUCUUCUACGCCAUCCCGGGCUACUCGGUCAAGCGGAUGCUCGGAGCGUAAUGUGAGCGGUUCUUCUGUUUACAGACAACAACUGGAACAAAUCUGCGUUUGUUUCUUCCUUUUUGGAAGCAGGAGUUUUGUCCAAUUUCCGUUUUGAAGACUGUCUUUUUCACCGAAUACUUUAACGUAGGACUACGCUUUCUUUUACCUUGUAUCGAAGUAGGCGUCUGUUUCGAGUCGUGAUAAUUUUCUUUUAAUUUGAAGUAUGUAGAAACACUUUUAUUCAGAAAAUCUUUCAGUAGACUUCUUAAGAAAAUAACAUCGAACAGCAGCACAGCGUAAUUGCAUAUCAGUAUUACCAGACCAUUAAAGUAGAAACGAAUCAAAGUAGGCGCUUUACGCGUAGAGGGUGACCAAAGGUGUACAAACUUUAGAAAAAGAAAGGUAAACAAAAGAAUGACGUUUUGUAAAUAGAGUGACCAGAAAAGGUAUUGCUUUCUCCGAUCAAGUCUUUUUGCAUUUUCUACAUAGGAUUCAAUCCACUUUUGACUCGCACGUAGCGAAUGAAAAUCACAAUAAGAACUUUUUCAAUCUUUUCACAAUCAAAUUUUGCCAAUCAUUCAACCUAUGGACAGUAAAUCAUACUACUUCUGAGCUUACUAAAGCCUGGUAGUUAGUGUGCGAGUAAAUCUAAUGAAUAUAGAUAUCAAAUUCCCGUGGCAUAUCGCUCGAAACCUUAUACAGACAGU
Molecule: messenger RNA, 8433 nt
Organism: Aedes albopictus (Asian tiger mosquito)
Lineage: Eukaryota; Metazoa; Arthropoda; Insecta; Diptera; Culicidae
Product: otoferlin-like
Exons: 18
Coding region: 1454-7744 (2096 amino acids)
Biological process (GO): plasma membrane organization
Cellular component (GO): membrane
Source: RefSeq, a predicted model, not a curated record